Molecule: messenger RNA, 1710 nt
Organism: Populus nigra (black poplar)
Lineage: Eukaryota; Viridiplantae; Streptophyta; Magnoliopsida; Malpighiales; Salicaceae
Product: L-Ala-D/L-amino acid epimerase-like
Exons: 5
Coding region: 372-1127 (251 amino acids)
Source: RefSeq, a predicted model, not a curated record
AACCCCAAUUCUCAAAACCCCAAAUCAGUACUAAAUGCUUUCAAUGGGGUCUCUCCAUCUCUCCCUUAAAACCCCUCCAAAACCCUCGAAACCUCCAGAUCCCAUUUGCAAGAUUUAUGUAACAAAAGAAAUGGCUGGAUCAAAACCCGCAAAAGUUUCAAGCUUUCAUUUUAGGGACUUGACGGAGAGUUUUGCCAUUGAUGUUAAGAGGGCAGAGAAUAGACCAUUGAUUGCACCCUUUUACAAUAGCUUAAUCGAGGCUUGAUAAAGUAGAAAAUGUGGCAAUUAGGAUUGAUUUGAGCGAUGGUUGUGUGGGGUGGGGUGAGGCACCGAUAUUGCCAUUUGUUACUGCAGAGGAUCAGUCCACUGCUAUGGUUAAGGCUAGCGAGGCUUGUGAGUUGCUGAAGGACAGUCCAUCGAUGACGCUGGGCUUGGUUUUGGACAUUCUUCCCGGACACAAGUUUGCUUCGAUUAGGGAAGGAGUUGAGAUGACAUUAACUGAUGCAGUGGCUAAAAGCAAUGGUGUACCGUUGUGGGGAUUCUUUGGUGCAGCUUCUGAUAGCAUAACAACUGAAAUAACAAUUCCAAUCGUAUCUCCAGCAGAAGCUGCUGAAUUGAGAAUUGGCUUCAAAGUACCCAAAACAAGGAUUCAAAACUUUAAAGUUGAAGGUGGGAAAGAAACUGAGGGAGGACGUAGAGGUUCUUCAAGCUAUUCGGUUCAUCCUGAUUGCUUAUUUAUCUUGGAUGCUAAUGAGGGUUAUAAACCUGAGGAAGCUAUUGAAGUUUUUGAAAAAUUGCACAUUCAUAGAGAUGAUUGGGAAGGACUUGGUCAUGUUACCCAUAUUGCGAAAGGCAAAUAUGGGGUAUCUGUUGCAGCAGAUGAGAGUUGUCAUAGUUUAGUUGAUGCGAAGAGAAUAAUAACAGGAAAUCUUGCAGAUGUCAUUAACAUUAAGCUUGCCAAAGUUGGCAUUGUUGGGGGACUUGAAAUUAUUGAGGAGGCAAGGACAUCAGGAUUGGAUCCGAUGAUUGCUGGAAUGGUUGAGACCAGACUAGCCAUGGGCUUUACUGGUCAUCUUGCUGCUGGAUUUGGCUGUUUCAAAUGGCUAUCUGACAUCUUCCUGUCAUGAUUUUGUUUAGUAAGAACUCUUGAGUUAGGAUUUGCUCAGGAACAUCUUUUUCUACUAGUGGGCUUGACUCCAUGCGUUGAGGUACUCUCUUUUUUUCUCUGGUAAAAAGAUUAAGCAUGCUUAACAAAAGGGGCCAAAAAAAGAGAGAGAGGUCAUGACUGCAUUGGCCAUGCCAAUAUGUUGCUCAUCUCGGUGCGAUAGCUGAUAAGCCUGGUAAUGAGGUGAUAAGUGAUUGGUGCAGUGAAUUUUUGUUGAACCACUGCAUUUAACCGAAAUAUUCAAUGAUUUCCAAAAGAAAGGUAGAUGUGUAAGCGAGACACCUAAGGAAUUAUCCAACUAUUAUUAGUACUGUAUUUGUUCAGAUGUUUGAAUUUCUGAAUACAGCCCCCCUUUCAAUUGGUGAUCUUAUUUGGUGUAAACAAAUUUUUAAUUGGCAUUGCUUGCUGACAUCCUUUUCUACAAAUGGGUUUGAUUGAAUUGUGAACCUUAACAAAGUACUCGCCCUCCAACAUUUAAGGGUUUGUAAGUGAUUGCAAUCAGCUAUAAGGUUGAUUACAAUAUAUUAUGAAAGGGGAUUGGUGAA